UUAAUUUAACAUCCAAACAAAAAGUCCGGAGCUUUCCUGAACACUCCACACCCUUUACUUCUCUUCUAUAAUAACACAACACUCCCUUCUCUCUUUUAACGACAAAAAGUUAAAUUCUCUCUUUAACUUUCCACUCAAUUCCUUCGUUCCCACUCAAUUCUUCUUCUUUUUUAAUCCUCGUCCACUCAACUGAAUUCAAUUCCACAUCCUACAAUGGCAGCAGCAACAACAACGGCAUCGUUUAAUGGAGUAAGCGUUUGCCCGCCUCAUCAAACUAACAGAAACACAUUAUUUGCUCAAUCUCUCAAUUUUCCUUCCAAACCCAAUUCUUUAAACUCGCUUAAAUUAAAGAAAAGUCACAGAAAUCAGCAUAGAUUUUCAUUUAGUACGGACUCGACGUCAAAGAGAAAAUCUUUCAUUGUUAGAUGCGAUGGUUCUUCUAAUGGAAGGAUUACUCAGCAGGAGUUUACUGAUAUGGCUUGGCAAGGAAUUGUGUCGUCUCCUGAUGUAGCUAAAGAGAAUAAGCAUCAGAUUGUAGAGACUGAACAUUUAAUGAAAGCAUUAUUAGAGCAAAAGAAUGGACUUGCCAGACGGAUUUUUUCGAAAGUCGGAGUUGAUAAUACUCGGCUUUUGGAAGCUACUGACAAGUUUAUUCAGCGCCAACCAAAGGUUCUCGGUGAAUCUGUUGGUUCAAUGUUAGGACGUGAUUUGGAGGCUUUGAUCCAGCGAGCAAGGGAUUAUAAGAAAGAAUAUAGUGAUUCGUUUGUUUCUGUUGAGCACUUGGUUCUUGCCUUCACUCAGGAUCAACGAUUUGGAAAGCAGUUGUUUAAAGAUUUUCAAAUAUCACUGCCAACAUUAAAAUCUGCUAUUGAAUCAAUAAGGGGACGCCAAUCUGUUAUUGAUCAAGAUCCAGAAGGGAAGUAUGAAACAUUGGAGAAGUAUGGUAAGGAUUUGACAGCCAUGGCAAAAGCAGGAAAACUUGACCCAGUUAUUGGAAGAGAUGAUGAGAUACGUAGAUGUAUCCAAAUUCUUUCUAGAAGAACAAAGAAUAAUCCUGUGCUCAUUGGUGAACCAGGAGUUGGUAAGACUGCAAUUUCUGAAGGGCUUGCCCAGAGAAUUGUACAAGGGGAUGUACCUCAAGCUCUUAUGAAUAGGAAGUUAAUAUCUCUCGACAUGGGUGCUCUAAUUGCUGGGGCAAAAUAUCGUGGAGAAUUUGAAGAUAGACUGAAGGCUGUACUAAAGGAAGUUACCGAGUCAGAUGGGCAGAUUAUUCUUUUCAUUGAUGAGAUUCACACAGUUGUUGGGGCAGGUGCUACAAAUGGUGCGAUGGAUGCUGGUAACCUCUUAAAGCCUAUGCUUGGUCGAGGUGAGCUGCGAUGUAUUGGUGCAACAACAUUAGAUGAAUACCGAAAAUAUAUCGAGAAAGAUCCAGCUCUAGAGCGCCGUUUCCAGCAAGUUUAUGUUGAUCAACCUUCAGUAGAGAACACAAUAUCUAUACUUCGAGGAUUGCGAGAAAGAUAUGAGCUUCAUCAUGGAGUUCGUAUUUCAGAUAGUGCACUUGUGGAAGCUGCAAUUCUAUCGGAUCGUUACAUUAGUGGAAGAUUUUUACCUGACAAAGCUAUCGAUCUAGUUGACGAAGCAGCUGCAAAAUUGAAAAUGGAGAUAACAUCAAAACCUACUAACCUUGAUGAGAUUGAUCGUUCAGUAUUGAAACUUGAGAUGGAGAAGUUAUCUCUUGCAAAUGAUACAGAUAGAGCAUCAAAAGAUAGGCUGAGCCGUCUUGAUGCCGAACUGUCUUUGUUAAAAAAGAAACAAGCUGAGUUAACAGAGCAAUGGGAGCAUGAGAAGACAGUAAUGACCCGUCUUCAAUCAAUUAAGGAAGAGAUCGACAGGGUAAAUCUUGAGAUCCAGCAAGCUGAGCGUGAAUAUGAUCUCAAUCGUGCUGCUGAACUUAAGUAUGGUAGCUUGAACUCUUUGCAACGACAACUUGAAAAUGCUGAGAAAGAGUUGGACGAUUAUUUGAAGUCCGGAAAAUCCAUGUUGAGAGAAGAAGUUACAGGCGAUGAUAUUGCUGAAGUAGUUAGCAAAUGGACGGGCAUUCCUCUUUCCAAGCUUAAACAAUCAGAAAGAGAAAAACUACUACAUUUGGAGGAAGAGCUGCAUAAACGUGUGGUGGGCCAGAAUCCUGCAGUCAAAGCAGUCGCCGAGGCAAUUCAGAGAUCCCGUGCAGGUCUAUCGGACCCUCGACGACCAAUUGCUAGCUUCAUGUUCAUGGGUCCCACUGGUGUUGGAAAAACAGAAUUAGCCAAAGCACUUGCAUCCUAUUUGUUCAACACUGAAGAAGCCCUUGUGCGAAUUGACAUGAGUGAAUAUAUGGAAAAACAUGCAGUUUCUAGGUUGAUUGGUGCACCGCCCGGGUACGUAGGAUACGAGGAAGGGGGACAAUUGACUGAAACAGUUCGUAGGCGUCCGUAUUCAGUUAUUCUCUUUGACGAGAUAGAAAAAGCACAUGCUGAUGUUUUCAAUGUGUUCCUUCAAAUACUAGAUGAUGGGAGGGUAACUGACUCGCAGGGCCGGACAAUUAGUUUCACAAACACAGUCAUCAUUAUGACUUCAAAUGUGGGUUCCCAGUACAUACUCGACACGGACGAUGACUUGCCAAAGGAGGCAGCAUAUGAAACUAUUAAGCAGAGAGUGAUGGAUGCUGCGAGAUCAAUAUUCCGACCUGAGUUCAUGAAUAGGGUUGAUGAAUACAUUGUUUUCCAGCCUUUGGAUAGAGAUCAGAUAAAUAGAAUUGUCAGAUUACAGCUGGAAAGAGUGCAGCAGAGAGUUGCAGAUCGAAAGAUAAAACUGCAGGUGACUGAGGCAGCUAUCGACCUAUUGGGAACUCUCGGAUAUGAUCCCAACUAUGGAGCUAGACCAGUGAAGCGGGUGAUUCAACAGUAUAUUGAAAACGAACUAGCUAAGGGUAUUUUACGAAGCGAAUUCAAGGAAGAUGACAGCGUGUUAAUUGAUACAGAGGUUACGGCAUUUUCUAAUGGGCAACUUCCUCAGCAGAAGUUAGUCUUCAAGAAGGUUGAAAGCAAUGCAACUGCAACUGCAGAAGGCCGAGCUCUUUCUCAGACUCUUUGAUUGCCUUUUAAGUUCUCCAAAAUAUAACUACUUCAUACAAGUUAUAUGAUCUUAGCUGUAUAUUAAAUGAAUGAAAAAUUAUAUUAGCCUCGAGAUAUAUUUUUGCUAA
Mercurialis annua (annual mercury) is the source of this 3241-nucleotide messenger RNA. Its product is annotated as chaperone protein ClpB3, chloroplastic. Gene Ontology annotation, cellular component: cytoplasm. Gene Ontology annotation, biological process: protein refolding; cellular response to heat. Gene Ontology annotation, molecular function: ATP binding; ATP hydrolysis activity. Lineage: Eukaryota; Viridiplantae; Streptophyta; Magnoliopsida; Malpighiales; Euphorbiaceae. The transcript is spliced from 10 exons. Bases 214 to 3132 code for a protein of 972 amino acids. The record is from RefSeq and is a predicted model, not a curated record.